AUGGUUUCCAAAAAGCUAACAAUCCACUCCUUGGAGGAUCCCGAACAUCCUAAUAUCCACCUAUCCAAACAGAACAGCGAGGCGCUGUUCUUCAGCAAGAUCCCGCUAGAUAUUCGCUUACGGAUUUACGACUACGCGGUAGCUUACGACGGAUUUAUCAUACCUGUACAGGUCAAACCCCGUUCAAAUAAGUUUGUUUGGGAUUCUCGUCAACAUCGUUCGUUCAAGCCUCCUAAGGCAUUAUCUGGUGCUAAUGUGCCUCCCUUGACGGUUGUUUUGCUUGGUAGAACUUGCCGAAGAAUAUAUGCGGAACUGGAAGCAUGGCCUGUCUUCUAUCGGGUCAACACCUUCCUGUUCGACACCUCAAAUAUCAUUCCAUACUUGGCGGCUAUAACUCCUGAACGACGACGAGCGAUCCAACAUAUUGAUUUGAAUGGCUUGGUAGACCGUAUCACCGUUUGGCCUCCAAUCAAGACCGCUUGGGGAAUUCCCUUGAGUCAGUACAGCAAAAUGCAGCACCAUAUCAUGACGCUUUUAGCUCAGUGCUCUAAUCUGCGGGAAGUACGACUGAAUGUGAGAAUCCCCCUGCGUAUGCUCGAGGAGAAUAUCUUGAAAUUAGGAAGCGAGUUACCGGAUCUCAUCAGGCAACCGCAAGAAAUCCCAUUGCUAUUAAAUCGACAUUAUCUACGACUCAACUUAGUUAUGAUACCUGGCCCUCGCGAUUUUAUCUUGGGAGACCCAACCUCUGAUUUACCUUCGAGCUUGCGAUUGCCCGGCCAUCUGGGCCCAAUGGAUAUUAUACCUGCAGUGACGAAGAUUCACGAAGCUAUCCUCGAGAAUAUCCGCCGCUUCAACCAUGAACAUGACCGUUUAGAAGUCAUCGAUCAUGCGGCUAGCCAAGCUCAAUUACUCGACGCUAUCAAAUAUGCAGACCUAUAUUUCGCGGGAGAGGAUCGCAUUCAUCUUGAUCCAUACAACACCGUUGUCCAAGGACCUGUUUCGAGUCGAACUCGGCGCAAAUCCCACUCCGUCGACCAUAAAUUGGGCACCAUCGAACGCAAGGUACCUACGUUCACUAUAGAUGGGCUAUUGACCUGGGACUACGGGUCGUACACUGUGGAGCAGAUUGUAUGGGAUCAAUUACAAGAAUCCGAGGUGAAUUGUGGGCUUCGCCGGAAAAGGAGCGUAAGGCCAACUGGUUCUGACCUGUGCUGGGUGCCGCUCCGCGCUAUGAUGACCAGAGUAGGCCAAAAGUCACUGCAAGAAUGGUACAAGGCACAGAUAGAUCCGUCACCCGACCUCGAAGGCCAACUUCAGCUAAUGUACGACACGCCCUCCCCUCACGACGUAAUGAAAAUCGUGGAUGUCAGAAUCGCCAUUAGGGAUGACCAUGGGGCAGAUUCCCCUUCGCGGGAGAGUAAGAAAGUUCUUGGAGAAUGGAAGCGCCUAGUGGCAAGAUGGGCCCGACACUUGGCCACCUUGCAGAGAAGGGUGGCGGAUAAAAGGAGUAAGGAAGAGAAAGCUAAGGAGAAGAAAGCCGAGAAAAAGGAAGUCAAGAAAAAGGAAGCGAAGGGGAAGAAAGCCCCGAAGGCUACUGGUAGCGGAGGGAAAUAA
This is a messenger RNA of Hypoxylon fragiforme, 1614 nucleotides long. RefSeq lists its product as uncharacterized. The transcript is spliced from 3 exons. The record is from RefSeq and is a predicted model, not a curated record. The coding region runs from base 1 to 1614 and encodes 537 amino acids. NCBI's taxonomy places the organism in Eukaryota, Fungi, Ascomycota, Sordariomycetes, Xylariales, Hypoxylaceae.